AUCUUAGGCAACAUGAUGGAUUCAGAAGCUCAUGAAAAGAGGCCACCAAUCCUGACAUCUUCAAAACAAGAUAUAGCAUCACCUCACAUUACCAAUGUUGGUCAAAUGAAGCAUUACCUUUGUGGCUGCUGUGCAGCUUUCAACAACAUCGUGAUCACAUUUCCCAUGCAGAAGGUCCUCUUUCGACAACAGCUCUACGGCAUCAAAACCAGGGACGCAAUCCUUCAGUUGAGGAGGGAUGGAUUCCGAAACUUGUAUCGAGGAAUUCUUCCCCCGUUAAUGCAGAAGACAAUGCUUGCAGGGACAACAGAAGCCAUUUUCACUCCACUAGAAAGAGUUCAGACUUUGCUACAAGACCACAAGCAUCAUGACAAAUUUACAAACACUUAUCAGGCUUUCAAGGCACUAAAAUGCCAUGGGAUUAAAGAGUAUUAUCGAGGCCUGGUGCCCAUUCUUCUCCGCAACGGAUCGAGCAAUGCCCUGUUUUUUGGCCUUCGAGGCCCCCUUAAGGAGUCCCUGCCUGCUGCAAAGUCUCACAGUGCUCACUUGGUCAAUGAUUUCAUCUGUGGAGGCCUACUAGGUGCCAUGUUGGGAUUCUUGUUUUUUCCAAUUAAUGUUGUAAAGACCCGCAUGCAGUCUCAGAUUGGUGGGGAAUUUCAGUCUUUCCCCAGGGUUUUCAAAAAAAUCUGGCUAGAACGGGACAGGAAGUUGGCAAAUCUUUUCAGAGGUGCCCAUCUGAAUUACCACCGGUCCCUCAUCUCUUGGGGCAUAAUCAAUGCAACAUACGAGUUCUUGUUAAAGGUUAUAUGA
Elephantulus edwardii (Cape elephant shrew) is the source of this 810-nucleotide messenger RNA. It is a transcript of the gene SLC25A51, whose product is annotated as solute carrier family 25, member 51. Bases 13 to 810 code for a protein of 265 amino acids. The record is from RefSeq and is a predicted model, not a curated record. Lineage: Eukaryota; Metazoa; Chordata; Mammalia; Macroscelidea; Macroscelididae. The transcript has 2 exons.